AUGGUGAGAAUGAGUAGGGGUCGUCAGAAGGUGGAGAUGAAGAAGAUGGAAAAUGAAAGCAAUCUCCAAGUAACCUUCUCGAAGAGAAGGACAGGCCUUUUCAAAAAGGCCUGUGAACUUUGCACUCUUUGCGGUGCUGAUGUCGCGAUCAUUGUCUUCUCUCCCGGGAACAAGGUGUUCUCGUUUGGUCACCCUGACGUUGAGACAAUGAUCGAUCGGUUCUUCACCCGUCACACUCCUUCUACUUCAGGCGCUUUGCAGCUCGUCGAAGCCCAUCGCAACGCUGCUCUUCGUGAUCUUAAUUUUCAGCUUACUCAUGUGCUUGAUCAAUUGGAGGCGGAGAGAAAACGAGGCGAGGAGCUUGCGAAGAUCAGGAGGGCUAGCCGCGCACAUUGCUGGUGGGAGACUCCUGUUGAGGAGAUGAGCAAGCCACAACUUGAACAGAUGAAGAGCGCUCUGGAGGAUCUCAAGAAGAAUGCGGCACAUCAUGCUGAGAAACUCAUGAUUAUUCACAAUUCAAAGCCAUCUCAUAACUAUUUUGCAUCAACUGCUGCUGGUCCAAGUGUUCCUUCCGGUGCAUCCAUCGCUUCUUUUGAUCCGAAUAAUGCUUCAUUUCAUCCAAAUAUGAUGCCUUCGUCAUACAAUCGCCUUGGAUUCGGUCGCGGGUUUUACUAG
Molecule: messenger RNA, 675 nt
Organism: Tripterygium wilfordii
Lineage: Eukaryota; Viridiplantae; Streptophyta; Magnoliopsida; Celastrales; Celastraceae
Product: agamous-like MADS-box protein AGL62
Exons: 2
Coding region: 1-675 (224 amino acids)
Biological process (GO): positive regulation of transcription by RNA polymerase II
Molecular function (GO): DNA-binding transcription factor activity, RNA polymerase II-specific; RNA polymerase II cis-regulatory region sequence-specific DNA binding; protein dimerization activity
Source: RefSeq, a predicted model, not a curated record